AUGGACAUCCAAGACUUUGACUACCUCGGAAAACACAUCCUGACCCAGCCGCCGCAGCCACCGCAGAAACCUCCAGCUACAUUCAUCUCUCUACCUCGCAAAGUCCGAGACUGUAUAUACGACUACUACUUUACGCAGUUUUUCAGCAAGACCGAAAAGGCACAAAACGACACAACAAACUUUACAGCCAGAAUCACAUCUGCAUCCUCAUACAACCCACACAUCCAACUCCUCUUCACAACCCGCCAAAUCCACGCCGAAGCUAGCAGCCUCUUCUACACGACGCACUUCAACAAACUCUUCUUUGCGCCUGAAACGCCACGUGCAGCAUACACUCUCAUAAAGAGCCUUGCUCAUCGACAUACACAGUCGUGCUACGGCGAAAUACGCGUUCAGCCAAAUGUGCAUGCGCCAACGGGACUGAGUAUUGUAUCGGGGUAUCGGAACCUCGACGAGGGCAGUCUUUUAGGGGAUGGGUAG
Molecule: messenger RNA, 480 nt
Organism: Talaromyces rugulosus
Lineage: Eukaryota; Fungi; Ascomycota; Eurotiomycetes; Eurotiales; Trichocomaceae
Exons: 1
Coding region: 1-480 (159 amino acids)
Source: RefSeq, a predicted model, not a curated record